UCAAUGAUGAUGAAUGUUUUCCAGGCCUUAAUUUCAAUAUCUAGGUAGAAAAAUGAUUAGAACGUACUCUUAUCUACCUAGAAAUUGUGUCUGCGUCAGGCUGUAUGUUCUAUCUACAAGGAUCUUCUUAACAUAGCUUCAGAUGCCGCCGCGAAUGAAACCAGAAGCCCUUUGGAAUUGCGAUGCAAAGUCCAUCCAGCAAGAACUGUUGAACAAGACGCCUAAACUGUUUGCUGAAGCCGACAAUGUGGAAAUCUGGAAGACGCCAACAAUCGUUGUCGUUGCUGGAGUUGACUAUAAAGUCGAGCAACGUAAGCUUGGCGAGCAAGAUAUGAAAUUGCUCUGGGACCAUAACCGCCAGUUUCGUGAUAUUUUCUAUGUCAUUGAGCAAGGCAACCUCUGGAACCGACUUCUGGUCACUAAAGAGACAUGGACUAAUCUCACGACAAAACAUAAUGUCUUCCCCUAUUUUACCGAGUCUGUUUGCAAUUCCAGUCCAUGGGAAAAGGAUGACGACAACACAUGGAAUAGUUUUCACUCACGGGACCCAUUGAAUGGGAGUGGCGACCUGGAAACAUGCUAUACUAUCAAGUUCCUUGAACGGAAUCGUAUGGCUGGUGAAACGGAAGAGUCAUGGUCUUUCGGACAAACCGCUGUUUAUCAUCGAAUGCAUUCCCGAAGUUUCUCAUCCGUCUGGUUCUUAGUUAAGCCCUCUCCUGACCUUAAGUCUCGAUUACCAGAAAAGCUUAACGAAUUCUGGUACGAUGAAGAAUUUCGUUAUUCCCGCCAUCCAUUGAUCCACGUCAUGAUACUCUUCGUUUCCCUCCAUGGUUGGCGCGAUUACAUAGCCGCCCAGAAUUCGAAACUCGAGCAGUUUGAAGGAAAAUCGUUCUUCUCGGGGACGGACGCCGUCACCCAAAACGAUUAUAAACUGUGCUUCGAAGAUUUGCAGAGGCUUCAACGACUUCGUCGAGAGUUAUUGAAGGCUACUUCUGUUCUAGAUGCUACUGCGGAACUCAGUCGAAGAAUCCGCAGUAUAAUCCCAAAGAUAGCGGUCCAUAUGAGACGAGAGUUGAUGGCAGCUAUAUUUGAGGAGUUAGAUGACUUCGAUAUAGAAGUAAGAUACAUGAAAAGCUGUAUUCUGGGACUCAGGGAGCGCUCGUCCGACGCAACCAAUCUAUUCAUAAGCAUACUAGAGCAUAUCAAUGGCAAACUAGGCCUCGGGAAUACGGUUGCGAACGAAGCAUCCCAAGCAACAAGCGCCCAGGCUUUGAGUGUCAUGACCGCAAUGGCCGUGAAUGGCCAAAUUGGGCAUGAGCUAGAGAAGGAAACCUCAAACAGGAUUCGCAUCUUGACGAUAGUUGCAUCUCUAUACCUCCCGGUAUUUCUAUUGGCGGGACUGUCUAGUUUGAGUUCUGUCAACUCCGAUUCAAGGACAUUCCUAGAUCCUAGAACUUUCUGGAAGUUCAUAGCUGCACUAGUUACUGUGGUGGCUGUGGUCUGGUCUAUCAUGUUUGUUCUCCAAAAUGUGCCAGCGUAUGAGGAAAGAGACAUAUCGACAAGAAAAAGGAAAUGGGGAAGAGGUUGGAAGGAAUGGGCUAAGGAAUGGGCCAACAUGGCUUGUUUCUCUUAGGCCUUGAAGUUUAGCAUUAAAGAUCCUGCAAUCAAUCCGUUACUAAGUAUUUGCUUGAGGAAAUUUUGCAAUUCGAUAGGUAAAGUUGUAGUCCUCUACAGCUGAGGAUAGCGACCCUUUUUCUAUGCAUAUGCUAGACCUGUGCGCGCAAGAAAAUUUCGUUUCGAAUAAUCCUCAACUCAUUUAGUGGAAGAUCUCUGAAUUAUUCACAUGGCAAGCUAUAAUCAUGCGCAGGAGAAAGUGCUGAUAAUCAUCAUUAAGUAACUAACAAUAGAAAAUUCAAGGCC
Annulohypoxylon truncatum is the source of this 1920-nucleotide messenger RNA. RefSeq lists its product as uncharacterized. The record is from RefSeq and is a predicted model, not a curated record. Bases 143 to 1633 code for a protein of 496 amino acids. Lineage: Eukaryota; Fungi; Ascomycota; Sordariomycetes; Xylariales; Hypoxylaceae. The transcript is spliced from 8 exons.